UCACAACAGAGCCCAAAUAAGCUACAAAAUAUCUCUCUUUCAUUCUUAUCUCUCCAUCUCUCUCUCUUGAGCUCUCACACGUAACUUAAAUCCUAAUGGCUCACAGAACUCUUUUUCUGUUCUUCUCUGUCUUCUUCUUGUUGACUAAUCUCGCCUAUUGCAAAGAGAUUCUGGUCGGAGGCAAAACCAGCGCCUGGAAAAUCCCUUCUUCGCCUUCUGAGUCCUUAAACAAAUGGGCUGAGAGUUUACGAUUUCACGUUGGCGAUUCUCUUGUGUGGAAGUACGAUGGGGAAAAGGACUCUGUUCUGCAAGUGACAAAAGAAGCAUACGUUACCUGCAACACCACAAACCCAGCUGCUAAUUACAGCAAUGGAGACACUAAGGUGAAGCUAGAGAGAUCUGGUCCUUUUUACUUCAUCAGCGGCUCCAAAAGCAACUGUGUUGAAGGUGAGAAGCUUCACAUUGUUGUCAUGUCCUCUCGUGGUGGCCACCACACUGGUGGUUUCUUCUCUGGUUCUGCUCCUUCUCCUGCACCUUCUCCAGCUUUAUCAGGUGCUCCGGCUAUUGCUCCCGCCACCGGUUCUGCUUCUUCUUUGGCCAGUCGAGUUGGGGUUUUGGGAUUUGUUGGGUUAGGGAUUGUUUUGCUCUGAUUUUUGGAUUUUGAUAUUCUUUUUUUCCACGAGAGAUUUGUUGAAUUCUUUUUGCCUUUUAGACAUUAAUGUUAUUACCGAAUAUAAAAUUUGCCAACUU
Messenger RNA from Capsella rubella, 750 nucleotides. Its product is annotated as early nodulin-like protein 3. Bases 96 to 650 code for a protein of 184 amino acids. Gene Ontology annotation, cellular component: plasma membrane. Gene Ontology annotation, molecular function: electron transfer activity. The transcript has 2 exons. The record is from RefSeq and is a predicted model, not a curated record. NCBI's taxonomy places the organism in Eukaryota, Viridiplantae, Streptophyta, Magnoliopsida, Brassicales, Brassicaceae.